AUAAUCAAAAUGAGCUCUUCUCCAGAUUCUGACGACGAACGAAAGCUAGAUUUCAAUCCGUUGCUGCUGGCCAGCGGCAAACGGAAAAGUGCCUUCCUUCCCUACAAACCGAACAACAACACGGUUCUGACCAACUUACAGCGGGGAAAUACCGCAGCCAACAUUCCCAGCGAAAUUUGUCUAAACUUCCACGAGAAAACUGGCCAAGGAGAAAUCACGGAGGAACAGGUCCGGGGAGAAAAGAUAGUCGAUGCUCUGGACUCCAACAACUACACUCCACUUCAUUGGGCUUCCUUUUAUGGGCAGCUAUCAUCGGCACAGAUUUUGAUUAAAUGCGGAGCCAAUGUGAACCGGCAGGCUACCGAUAUGAUCACGCCGCUGCAGUUGGCUGCUGCCGGAGGUCAUCACGAAAUCGUACGAUUGCUGCUCCAGAAAGGUGCCAAAGUAAACCACAUGGACGUGGUCGGAAAUACAGCCCUGAUGUAUGCAGCCGCAGGAAAUCAUCCGCACACCUGCAACGAACUGCUCGGAAAGGGGGCCAACUUUAUCGACACUAAUGAGGACGGUGAAACAGCUUACAGUUUGGCCGUCAAGAACCAGUCUAAUCUGGCUCAAGCCGUGCUGGAGAAUUAUAUCACAGCUUUAUUGAUGUCCUAACACCCUCAUACCUUUUUAUGAACUUUUAUUGAGUUCGUUUGAUCUUAGAAUUGGUUGUUAUCUAUUGGCUGAGAGUCUUCAUUGAUGUGUACCUGUAUAUUCUAAUUAGUUGGAAUAAAAUGAGAAUUAAUAAUUCGAAAUAAAUAAAUCAAUAUUUCAACAAUUGA
Molecule: messenger RNA, 824 nt
Organism: Uranotaenia lowii
Lineage: Eukaryota; Metazoa; Arthropoda; Insecta; Diptera; Culicidae
Product: DNA-binding protein RFXANK
Exons: 4
Coding region: 10-657 (215 amino acids)
Molecular function (GO): protein binding
Source: RefSeq, a predicted model, not a curated record